AUGUCCCCGCCUCCCAGAGGCUUCGACGAUCCAUCGGAAGUUAAAAGUCUCUCAGGCAGCGCGCCGCCUGACGGAGGCCACCCAUCCUUGGAAGAGGCCCGCUCGAAAGUCAGAGAUAUCACAGCUGACCAUACAUCCAGCGCGUCCUCUGUGUCCGUUCCACCUCUGCGCUUCAUUGAUAUGAGAGCGCUUCGUAGAAAGCGUGGUUCUGCGACCCUUCGUCACGACGAUGUCAUAACCUCAUCGACAACGCAAGACGAGCCGUCUCCGUCGAAGCGCAAGCGGACGCACGUGUCUCCACAAGUCCUCGUCCCAGAGCCUGUGAAAUCUGAAGUUGAGAGUGUUCUAGCGGUCCGCUUUCCUGUUUCCAAUAUUGUCCGUCCGUCUUGCGUAACUGCAAAGAAGGAGCCAAAUGAAAGUAUCGGUACAGCAGACGGCAACAACGUCGUUCGACAGUUAUCCACUCCCGACGGCAAGCAGGGAGCGCAGAAGAUGCGCCAAGGUAGCGCGGUCGACUUCUACACCUCAGAUGGGAUGAUCCAAUUGAGCGACACAGACGAGAAGUAUGACGUUUGGUCAGCAGACCUCCCUAUGAAACUGGAAGAUGUGCAAUCAGCCACUGCCCCCUCAGCUACGCAGAAUACUCUCGAGUUGCAGAGAUCCCCCGCUCACCAUACUAGUCCUUUGCCACCACCACCACCACCACCAUCACCUGGCGCGCAUCCCGACUCCCUCUCUGUCAUGCAGCUAGCCACUGCGUAUUCCCACCCUGCUCCUACUUGGACGGUGGAGAAGAUGCGGGAAGAAUGUCCUUCGCCAGCCAGUGAGGCGGAAGUAGAUGAGCUGAUGGACGACGAUGCUGUUGUCAUCGAAGCUGCGUCACAACCGGCUUGCACUUCGGGUUCGGGCCAAGACAGGACCCCAGUAAUUGAUCCCAUCGCGCGUCCAGCGGCCGCCAUCCUUCGUGCGCUUGGGCCGCCGACAGGCGCAUAUGCAUACGACAGGGAUACUCAAGCCACGCAAACGCCGACUCUUCCUCCCGAGCCAGAGGCUUCCCCGUCGGAAGAUAUUGUGCACGUUGAGGAACAUACCGACCGUCAGCCGCAGGGGAUUCACCAAACUCAGGUUGCUGACGAUGCAACCCACGACGACGAACAGCCCCCUCUGGUUCCACGACCGAUCGCGCACGCAGAAGAAGCUGCGCCUCCCGCAGACCCUGUCGUUGGUUUCCUCCAAGAAAUCGGGCUCUCCCCGUCUUUCGCGGACGCUCUGCGUCGCAUCGGUAUCAGUGACGACGAACGCAUUAGAGCCGUUGGCGCCCUCAAGGGGCCAUCAAUGAUUAGGAUCGAGAAGAGCUUGGAAGAGGCACAGUUCGACCUCGUUGCACGAGUACUCAUCCGCGAGGGCCUGAAGCAGCGUUCCGCGCGGGGCGGCAAGUGA
Dichomitus squalens LYAD-421 SS1 is the source of this 1440-nucleotide messenger RNA. RefSeq lists its product as uncharacterized. Lineage: Eukaryota; Fungi; Basidiomycota; Agaricomycetes; Polyporales; Polyporaceae. The transcript is spliced from 4 exons. The record is from RefSeq and is a predicted model, not a curated record. Bases 1 to 1440 code for a protein of 479 amino acids.